Molecule: messenger RNA, 1547 nt
Organism: Camponotus floridanus (Florida carpenter ant)
Lineage: Eukaryota; Metazoa; Arthropoda; Insecta; Hymenoptera; Formicidae
Exons: 4
Coding region: 1-1485 (494 amino acids)
Source: RefSeq, a predicted model, not a curated record
AUGUCCAGUGAAUCUUUUUUUUUGGAAACAAAAUUUCAAUUCUUAUUUUUACAAAAUAAAAUAAUCAAGAAAGCCCCUUGGUUGUUUAAAACGCGUUAUCAACAAUUUUUUUUUUUGAAAAAAAAAAAGAAUUUUAAUUCUUAUCUCUAUAAAAUAGUCGAGAAAGAUCCUUGGCUGUUGGAUGAAAUUUUUCCGCCUGUAUAUCCACGACCGGAUGUUACCCAAGAAGUACAAGAAGAUGUGAUCGACGUAGUCUAUGAAAGGCCAACCGAUUAUGAUGAAAAAAUUGAAGAGAUACCAUUUAAAGCGAUAGAAGAUAUCGUCGAAGUAAAACCUAUCCAAGAAGAAGUCGAGGAAAUAAAAAUUGUCCAGGAACCAGCUGUCAUUCCAACAGAAAGGAUAGCAGAUCGUGAUGAAGAGGAAAUCGAUUUAAUUGAAGAGGAAUUCCCGAUUGUCCAGGAACCAGCUGUCAUUCCAACCGAAAGGAUAGCAGAUCGUGAUGAAGAGGAAAUCGAUUUAAUUGAAGAGGAAUUCCCGAUUGUCCAGGAACCAGCUGUCAUUCCAACCGAAAGGAUAACAGAUCGUGAUGAUGAGAAGAUCGAUUUAGUUGAAGAAAAAGAACUGCCGAUUGUCCAGGAACCAGUAAUCCCGACAGAAAGGAUAGCGGAUCAUGAUGAUGAAAAACUCGAUUUGGUUAAAGAAGAAGAGAUCGUCCAGGAAGCUGCGAUCCUUCAGGAACGAGCUGUCAUCCCGGUUGAAAGGGAUUAUGAUGAAGAUCGUGAUGAAGAAAAAAUCGAUUUAAUUAAAGAAGAGGAAUUAGUGAUUGAAACAACUGUAGCGGAAGAAAUACCGGUUGAAAAACCUGAAAUCCUCGAUGAAGAUGAAAUCGAGCGCACCGCAAAGAUCGAGCUGGAAUUGCCGCGAGAAUUAGAAGAGUAUUUUGAACCAGAAAAGCCUGUAGAAUAUGACGAAGACGAGGAAGGCCUUACUGACUAUGAAAAAUUUAUCGACGAGGAAUUGCAGGAGUUUCUGCCCGCCAUAAUAGCGAGGGAAAUUCCGAAGGAGCCGAGGGAGAUGCGUCCAGAAAUUCCCAGGAAUGCGGUGUAUGAGAAAAUCGAUCGCGAUAUAGAGCCUGAAGAACGACGAGCUGAAGAAGAAGAAGUACCUACCAAAGUGAAGCGAAUCGUCUCGCGCAAACCUGUAACUGCAGAUGUUUGCGAUGAGACGUGCCCUUUGGUAAAGAAGCAGAAAGAACGCUUCAUGCGCAAAUUGAAGGAACGGCAGCGGGUCGUAGAUUAUUAUUAUCUGACAAAGGGCUUCAACUAUUUCGAAGACGUAUGCACGUGCUCUCUGGCUUGCAUGGUGUACACUCUGAGCAGGGAUCCGUUCAUGAGAAGCGUAUUCGCGUCUCUCGCAUUGUUUGCGGUUGGAUUAAAGCUGUGCUCCGAGCUGGAUGCGUGGGAGAUGCCAAAUCGCGUCUCAUGAGAUCAAAUAUCAAUAUCAGCGUUGUAUAAUUAUUAUUGAAACUUCCUAUAAAAUUGCGACAG